GGCUUCUGUGUUUGUCAUGGGUUUCUUGCAUUCAUGUUUCGUUUUGCAUGGGUCAACACUUCCAGCUUGGUGAAUGUUCUGCAAAGGGACCCCCAAGCUUCGAAAUAUCCCCAGUCCCAGUCCCUGCAAGCCGCGAGUUUUGAUGAGAAAACAACACCUUCGGAACUGGAUGGCGGACUCUCGGUGAUGAUUUCCACGAACGGUUGAUCGAAAUGCAUACCCAUGCCUCUCUGUGGGCAUUUGAGUUUUGGACCAAGUAUAGAGUGGAAUCUCAAGGCCAUCCGUAUUGACUUUUUUGAUCCUCUAUGGCAAUGAGGGUUUCAUUUUGGCAGCUGAACGGUGAGGCAACGGUUCUUGAAGUCAUGCCAGACAUCACUGGUCGGGAACUCAAGGAGCGCAUCAAGGAGAGCCAGCUUUGGGAUGAUGAACUUACGCGCAAAACAACCCGGGUCGACAUUCUCGUGGGGAGCAGAUGGCUGAUGACUGACGAGACAGCUGCAGAUGCAGGCCUUUCGCCAGCAUCAGACGUGACCGUAGUAUUUAAACAAAACGCUGUUGCCUGCUCCCAGAAAAGGGAGUUUGACCAAUUUGGCGAUGAACUUGACUUGCAUUCCAUGUUUGUCAUUGAAAUCCCAAGCAGUGCCACUGAAAUAGCUGAACACGCAUUCGGGCAAUGCCACAGGUUGGCACGAGUGAGCAUUCCGGGCUCAGUGACCCAGAUUGGGAAUGGUGCCUUUGAAGAAUGCAGAUCUUUGGCUAGUGUGACCAUUCCGGACUCAGUGACCCAGAUUGGGGAUUGUGCCUUUGCAGGAUGCAGCUCCCUGGCUAAUGUGACCAUUCCGGACUCAGUGACCCAGAUUGGGAAUGGUGCCUUUGACGGAUGCAGCUCUUUGGCUAGUGUGACCAUUCCGGACUCAGUGACCCAGAUUGGUUGUGCCUUUGAAGGAUGCAGGUCCCUGGCUAAUGUGACCAUUCCGGACUCAGUGACCCAGAUACGGGAUUGUGCCUUUGAAAAAUGCAGCUCUUUGGCUAGUGUGACCAUCCCUGACUCAGUGACCCAGAUUGGGGAUCGUGCCUUUGAAGAAUGCAGCUCCUUGGCUAGUGUGACCAUUCCGGACUCAGUGACCCAGAUUGGGAAUCGUGCCUUUGCAGGAUGCAGCUCCUUGGCUAGUGUGACCAUUCCGGACUCAGUGACCCAGAUUGGGAAUCGUGCCUUUGCGGGAUGCAGCUCUUUGGCUAGUGUGACCAUUCCGGACUCAGUGACCCAGAUUGGGAAUCGUGCCUUUGUGGGAUGCAGCUCCCUGGCUAAUGUGACCAUUCCGGACUCAGUGACCCAGAUUGGGGAUCGUGCCUUUGACGGAUGCAGCUCUUUGGCUAGUGUGACCAUUCCGCACUCAGUGACCCAGAUUGGGGAUUGUGCCUUUGAAGGAUGCAGGUCCCUGGCUAAUGUGACCAUUCCGGACUCAGUGACCCAGAUACGGGAUUGUGCCUUUGAAGAAUGCAGCUCUUUGGCUAGUGUGACCAUUUUUGACUCAGUGACCCAGAUUGGGGAUCGUGCCUUUGAAGAAUGCAGCUCCUUGGCUAGUGUGACCAUUCCGGACUCAGUGACCCAGAUUGGGAAUCGUGCCUUUGCGGGAUGCAGCUCCUUGGCUAGUGUGACCAUUCCGGACUCAGUGACCCAGAUUGGGAAUCGUGCCUUUGCGGGAUGCAGCUCUUUGGCUAGUGUGACCAUUCCGGACUCAGUGACCCAGAUUGGGAAUCGUGCCUUUGCGGGAUGCAGCUCCCUGGCUAAUGUGACCAUUCCGGACUCAGUGACCCAGAUUGGGAAUGGUGCCUUUGACGGAUGCAGCUCUUUGGCUAGUGUGACCAUUCCGGACUCAGUGACCCAGAUUGGGGAUUGUGCCUUUGAAGGAUGCAGGUCCCUGGCUAAUGUGACCAUUCCGGACUCAGUGACCCAGAUACGGGAUUGUGCCUUUGAAGAAUGCAGCUCUUUGGCUAGUGUGACCAUCCCUGACUCAGUGACCCAGAUUGGGGAUCGUGCCUUUGAAGAAUGCAGCUCCUUGGCUAGUGUGACCAUUCCGGACUCAGUGACCCAGAUUGGGAAUCGUGCCUUUGCGGCAUGCAGCUCUUUGGCUAGUGUGACCAUUCCGGACUCAGUGACCCAGAUUGGGAAUGGUGCCUUUGAAGGAUGCAGCUCUUUGGCUAGUGUGACCAUCCCCGACUCAGUGACCCAGAUUGGGGAUCGUGCCUUUGCAGAAUGCAGCUCCUUGGCUAGUGGGACCAUUCCAGGCUCAGUGCUCCAUAUCGAGGAUUGUGCCUUUGAAGGAUGCAGCUCCUUGGCUAGUGUGACCAUUCCGGACUCAGUGACCCAGAUUUGACUUUGGUCGUGCCAUCUCGGAGAAGGUUGAAUAUUGCCGACUGGAGGGGUUGCAAACAGAUUCAAGCAACCAAUAUGUGAAUGUGAAGAGUGCACGUACAGGUGGUUUCUGAAUGGCUUGCUGUGUCCUCGACGGUGGGGAUUUUGAGCUUCGCCGAGAACCUUUGAGAAUCCGCCACACAGUGUAUCUGAGUGAUGGCUAAACACAGCAUCAUCUCAAUUUUUAUACAACCGCGCUGCUUGCGG
This is a messenger RNA of Effrenium voratum, 2623 nucleotides long. The record is from the annotation of a GenBank genome assembly. Lineage: Eukaryota; Dinophyceae; Suessiales; Symbiodiniaceae.